UGCAAUUCAGGCCAAAAACACAAAAGAAAUAAAGAAUCAAAUAAUUCUGCAUUCUUCAUCUUCUUCAAGUCCGAAUUUCCUUUAUCAAAAAAUGGACAUGAAGAAGAUCUCUUGUGCCGUUCUUAUCGCUGUUGCAGCUACCAUGAACGUAGCUUUGGCUUCGGAAGAGGUUCAUGCACCCGCACCAGCACCUACUAAUGCUGCAGGAUUGAACGUGCCCGUUCUUGGCUCCCUUGUUGGCGCUUCACUUGUGUCAAUUCUCGGGUUUUACUUGCAGUAGGCCUCUAUCAAAAGUCGGAAAGGAACGAGAGGUUGUACGGAGGAAGGAGUUCAAGAGAAGGAAAUGGAAGUGGAUUUGUUGAAGAAUUAUAAUGUUUUUUCAGUACAUCUGCUAACUGUUUCUUAUUUUUGUUCUUCGUUUUCUGUAUCACAGCUUUAUGAGAUUAAUUAAGAAAGAAAUUUUCGAUUAUACA
Messenger RNA from Papaver somniferum (opium poppy), 473 nucleotides. RefSeq names its product arabinogalactan protein 23-like. Bases 92 to 280 code for a protein of 62 amino acids. NCBI's taxonomy places the organism in Eukaryota, Viridiplantae, Streptophyta, Magnoliopsida, Ranunculales, Papaveraceae. The transcript has a single exon. The record is from RefSeq and is a predicted model, not a curated record.